AUAUCACGGAAAUUGUAGUUGGAAACGGUGUCGUAUUUAAACCCUGAAGUGAAGGGUGUAGAAAAGAAGAACAAAUCAGCCACACUUUGCUUCUUCUUCUACUUCCACAAACCCCUCACUCUCACUCUCACCUCACCGCUCAACACAAUCUGAAAGAAGAAAGUAAAAGAAACUACGGUAAUGGCAACACGGGUGGCUACGAGAUAUGCAUCCAGGAGGCUAUUUAGCAGUGGUUCUGGGAAAGUUCUUGGCGAGGAGGAAAAAGCUGUAGAAAAUGCUUACUUCAAGAAAGCUGAGCAAGAGAAGUUGGAGAAGCUUGCUCGCAAGGGUCCUCAACCAGAAGCAAAGCCAGCUGCAGGCUCAAGUGGUACAGUAACCGAUGCCAAACCAAGUAGCUCCGGACAUGCCGAAACAUCAAGUGCCAAAGUUUCAACUGACAAAUACCGGAAUUAUGGUGUUGUAGCUGGCACUAUAACAAUUCUUGCAGCUGUAGGGUGGUACCUUAAAGGCACUGCAAAGAAGCCAGAAGUGCAGGAUUGAAGAUUUCAGUUGUGGUGCUUGUUUUUGAUUUCGAUUUGGUUGCAACAGUUGCACAAAAAUAAAUAACUACACACCACUCUGCUUUUAUCCAUCAUACUGUUAGCAUGGAUUACUUCUUUGUUCUUUACAUUGUUUUCUAUAAUGUCUCUUAGCAUGAUGAGCAUCAACAGCGAAACUGUAACAUGUGAAUGAGAAGGAUAAUUUGUAAGGAAAACCACAUUCAGUGACAUUUCAACCGAGUUUAGGCGCCACUGUGCAAAUUCAAUUUCUAAA
Molecule: messenger RNA, 813 nt
Organism: Vicia villosa (hairy vetch)
Lineage: Eukaryota; Viridiplantae; Streptophyta; Magnoliopsida; Fabales; Fabaceae
Exons: 4
Coding region: 181-540 (119 amino acids)
Source: RefSeq, a predicted model, not a curated record